UAAAAGUAUGACUUUAUCAAUCUCUUUCCUAUCUACUUCUUGACCAAGACAUUUCUAUAUUGCACAAACUUCAUACACUCCAAACUAUUUUCCACUGUCAACUGCACAAAUUGAGCCUCUUCCCAACUGCAGAAAUUUUCCAUGGCUACAUCUAUUGUAACUUUUAGUUUGACCACCCCUCAUAUCAAGCCUUGUCAAAGAUCUCAAACCACCCUCUUCUUCAAUCCCAUAUCUCAUACUGCAAUCUCAAAACGUAAGGAUCGAUUCCCUUUUUCGGGUAAUGGAAGCUUGCGAUAUCUCAGCACCGGCCAGGAAGAACAGACUAACAGCAGAUCGAAGAUGAACUCGGUGGUCUACUGCAGUCCUCUACCGGGAGCUCCUUUUAAUUUUCCUUUCAGCUGGCCGCCUGAAAAUUCUUGGAUAGGUUGGGUCUUCGGUGCGGUGGUAGCUAUACCCUUGGCCGGCCAAUGGCUCCUGACACUAACAAAGGAGGUUGAAGUGGCAGCGGAGACGGUGGAAAAAGUGGCGGAGGCGGUGGAGGAUGUGGCGGAGAAAGUGGACAAGAUGGCAGAAGAUAUGAUUGAGAAACUCCCUGACGGUGGACUCAAAAAUGCAGUCACUUUUGUUGAAAACUUGGCCGAAGAAACUAUUAAGAAAGCUGAUCAAGUGGAAGAAUUAAUGGACAAGGUGGAAGAAAUGGACAAGAAGGUGGAGUCACUCAUCACUGACAAAUUCAAUGUGGCUGCCAAAGCAGCGAAGGAUCAAGAAUAGACGGGCAACACCAUUAAUGAUUAUGAUUGGUCACUGUUCAACUUACCUGUAAUUUCUGACACGAGGUAUGCUGAAUUUAUUAUUAUGAUCUCAUAAAACGAGGUAUGCUGAAUUUAUAUACGCAUUUAUUGCACGUGUUCCUUCCUUGUCUACUGGUCCCUCUUCCUGGCUGCUUUUAAAUUUUCAUUCCAAUAAUAUUAUGCUUAUCAAACGUUUUAGAGAAAAUUACACUUAAAAUUGUAAUAUUUUGUUCGCACGUAACACUUAAACCCUUAUUAUCAAUAUCUGUUAGUAAAUAACACCUAAAUCCCUUGAAAUUUGUAAGUAUAUAAUACUUCGACUCCUCAAGUUUAAAAUGUUAUACUUAAAUCA
Molecule: messenger RNA, 1143 nt
Organism: Ilex paraguariensis (yerba mate)
Lineage: Eukaryota; Viridiplantae; Streptophyta; Magnoliopsida; Aquifoliales; Aquifoliaceae
Source: the annotation of a GenBank genome assembly